UCUUCAAAAAAGAAAUUCUCGUUCAGGCGCUAGUUGGCCACCACCUGCGGCGUCAUACAGGACCCUUCAGAACAACAUGGCGGCCACUAGUACGAAGUCGGUUUUGUUCGUUUGCUUGGGGAAUAUUUGCAGAUCCCCCAUCGCUGAAGCAGUCUUCAGGAAGAUGGCAACAGAUGCUGGCGUAGUUGAUAAGUGGGUCAUAGACAGUGGUGCCACAUCCGACUGGAAUAUAGGCAGCUCACCGGACGCCCGCGGUCUGGCCUGCCUAAGGAAGCAUGGCAUUGAGACGAGCCACAGGGCCCGACAGGUGACCAAGGAUGAUUUCAUGAGUUUUGAGUACAUUCUCUGCAUGGAUGAGAGCAAUUUGAGUGAGUUGAACAGAAAAGCAAACUUGGUGAAAAACUCCCAGGCAAAGAUUGAGCUUCUUGGUUCGUUUGACCCUCAGAAGCAGCGGAUCAUCAAAGACCCGUAUUACGGGAGUGACGAGGACUUUGAGAAGGUGUAUGAACAGUGUGUACGUUGCUGCAAAGCCUUUCUGGAGAUGAACUCCUAACAACAUCUCACCUCAAAUGAUCUUUGUUGAAGCUGUUGGAUGAACAAGAAAAAUCAACCAAAUAUGCUUUGGCUCUAUCACACAAGCACUCAUCAGUAUAAUCCUCUUGCAGAUGUCGCUGAAAGAACCAGAACACUUUGUUUCAGUGUUGUAAAUGUUAUACAAACCACACAUUGUGUACAUUUUGAAAGAUGCUGCAUGGACAAGUUUGUUGUCUGUAAAUUCACGUGAUUAAUAAAAUAGAUAAAUGAG
This is a messenger RNA of Siniperca chuatsi (mandarin fish), 805 nucleotides long. RefSeq names its product acid phosphatase 1 (gene acp1). The coding region runs from base 77 to 553 and encodes 158 amino acids. Gene Ontology annotation, cellular component: cytoplasm. Gene Ontology annotation, biological process: protein dephosphorylation. The record is from RefSeq and is a predicted model, not a curated record. NCBI's taxonomy places the organism in Eukaryota, Metazoa, Chordata, Actinopteri, Centrarchiformes, Sinipercidae. The transcript has 6 exons. Gene Ontology annotation, molecular function: acid phosphatase activity; non-membrane spanning protein tyrosine phosphatase activity.